Verticillium nonalfalfae is the source of this 1287-nucleotide messenger RNA. RefSeq lists its product as uncharacterized. The transcript has a single exon. Bases 1 to 1287 code for a protein of 428 amino acids. Lineage: Eukaryota; Fungi; Ascomycota; Sordariomycetes; Glomerellales; Plectosphaerellaceae. The record is from RefSeq and is a predicted model, not a curated record.
AUGGGCGGUUCAGCGUUUGCUUCCGGGGAAAAUCCCCUCUACACACCCCGCAUGCCAUCUCACGUAUACGAGCUGGUCAAGAGCCGUUGCAAGAGCGCUCUCCGCGACUUGUACAUCUACGUGGCGAGUCCCAUUGACGGUCCUGCCAAGAGGGACUACGGUGAUGUCGACGUUCUAAUGACCUGCGCACGGGGCGAGUUCACAGGAAGGAGCGGGGAAGACGUAUUCCCCGAAACCGUCGUCAAAGCCAUCCAGCAUGCCCUGGGAGCCGAGCAUGUGCUGGCCGAAAGAGGCGGCUCGCAUUUUGCCGUUCCCUGGCCGAAGGACCUUCCUGCCGACAGCUACGCAGCCGGGCAGCCCCAACGCUACAUCCAGGUCGACGUGACCAUCUCGCCGUCCAUCGCUGCGUUGCAAUGGACCUUGUUUAAGCACGCACACGGCGAUAUUUGGAGCAUCCUCGGCUCCGUCAUCCGUCCCUACGGAUUGACCGUUGACGAGCAGCGCAUGUUCCUACGCAUCCCCGAGAUCGAGCAGACGAACAAGAACAAGGCUAAGAUUGAACUGACGGAUGACCCGUGCGAGAUUCUCGAGUUUCUAGGCCUACCGAUUGCUGGAUUCUGGGAGACCCCAUUUCCGACUCUAUUCGACAUGUACGAGUACGUCGCUCAGUGUCGCAUGUUUUGGGUUCGCCCCGGCAAGGAAGAAGUCGACGAUCAUGGGCAGACGCACGACUCAGCCCAGGAUAAGGCGAAGCUCAAGUCUAAUGAUCGUAAAAGGAUGAGCUCAAGGCCGAAUUUCAGUAAGUGGAUCGACGAAUUUGUGCCACGCUGCCGUCAGGAGGGUCGGUACAUGACGCAGCGGACGUCUCGGGACAAGAUCAGGCAGGAGGCUUUUACCCGUUUUCACGUCGAAGCCGAAUACAACCGACGGCUGGAUGAGUACAUCCGAGAGAAACAGACCGAUGCGGUAUGGAAGGACAUCAAGGGCGCUUUUCCCGCCGCGGACCCGACCGACAAGUACGCCUGCCAGUAUCGAGGUUGCACGAUCAAGGCGUUGAAGAAGGUCAUCAUCGAAGGUCACACGGGCUUUGGCGUUUUGCCGGAGGAGGAUUCGCCUAUGAGGGACAAGGAUGGGUUCUUCAUCUUGGAGAAUGUGCACGAUUUUAUCAGCCGAAAGGGCGAAGAGGUUGGACGAGCUGCGAUGGCACGGCACCAUCAAGCAUAUGAGGAUCUGCUCGAGACAAGGGGCCCCAAACGGAAGCAGGAGACCAGUUCCGAAGUGGCAUAG